CGCUGUUUGCAUCGUCCCAUGUGAGGAUGAGAGGCACGUCAUCGUCGUCGACUUCCAUUCUUAAUACACAUAAAACAUCAUUACGUAUCCCGACAUAAUUAGGCAAAUAUAGUUGUAAAGCUAGCUAGCUAGCUAGCUAUGUGGGUACACGGGAGAAGUGCACAGCGGUAAGGAGCUAACGCUAACGUGAAGCUAACAAGUCAACUACCGAGAGAAAACAAGCAAUGGAUAUCAAUGACAGCAUGUCUGAUGUUCUGCUGCUGGAGAGGGAGAGAGACAAGGAUAGCCCACCGCGCUUGUCCCCCAGUCUGCAGCAGGACGACGACUGGGAAGCUGGUCUCGUCAAUGAGGUGCCACAGCAGAGGCUUCUUUCUGCCGAGGCCCAGACUGUCUCAAACAUUCUGGAGAACUGCAUCAGUCAAAUAGAGAUCGUAUCAUCCCUUUCUGGCUUCUCCCAAUUAGCUUGUCCAUGUGGUGAUGUAGAAGAGGAGUUUACCAGACUUCUCGCUGCGCAUCAAAUGUUAAGCGAAAGGCUGGAAUCUUCCAAUGACUUCCAGGAGAUCAUAGGUGGACCGGCGGGAGAAGAAAGUGCCAGAAGGAAAAGGAAGGCUCAGCUAGAGAGGGAAUUCAAGUACUCUGUCAGGGACUUGCUCCGGUUUUUCCGCAGCCACCCUGACACCCUUUUGGGUUUGAGACCAGAGGUUAGCAUUGACGUCGGGGAGAUGGAGUCCACACUCGUAGUGGGACUGAAGAAAUUUCAUGUGCAUAUGAUGGAAAGGUUGCAGACCACCCCAGAAGAGGAAAUUAUGUUAGCCCUUGAGACCGUGUCACCUGACACGGAACUUAUAGUCAAACUAGAAGAAACGGCAGCAGCUAUCAUACAAAAAGAUGUGGAGAUUUCCGAGAAGACAGAUGACAUCCAAACUUUGGAGCGUCUUCUUAAGGAGAACCAGAUAGAACCAGUUGACUGGCAGCUUCUCGCUGAUGAACAAUGCCAGUCCAUCAUCAAGGCGUCGCAAGAGAAGCAAACCAGCAUCCAGCAGGAAAUAGACCGACUCAACAUCCGAAUCCACACUUCGACACUUAAAUUCAGAGAGGGGGAGAAAACACUCCAAGAGAUAAAUGAAAAUGUGGAAAUGGAAAUUGAGUACUUGCUCCAAAAGUUUGACGAUGAAAUAGAAGAACACCAGACUGAACUGGAGUUAUGUCAGAUCGAUGUCGAGAGGGAAGAGGGGGAACGUAAAAGGUUGGAGGAGCCUUACGCAGACCUGGAGAAGGAAUAUGACCACAUCAUGGAGAGGCGGCGGAUUGCAGAUGAGAAAAGAGUUUCUGAGUGCAAGCUCAAGGUUGCUCUCUAUUGUCAAUCAUGGUGGAGGGGCUACUGUACUCGUAAGAUGUUACUCGCUAACCCCAUCAUACCUAGUAGUAAGGGCAAAAAGAAAGCCAAGGGCAAGGGCAAAGGUAAAGGCAAAGGCAAGAAGAAGAAAUAGUCCAGAUUUUAAUGUCAUCGAAUGCCACUCAACUUUUCCUACUUUAGUUUUGAAGCAAGGAAAAGUCUGCUUUAUAAACCCUUUUCAUUAAACUAGCUAUAAAGUAAAUGGAAAUGAUUUUGGUAAUCUUAACUGACCUAAAGCAGGAAAAGUUUAGUCUGAGUCCAGACAGUGGGAAAAAAACAAGCAUUUUUAUCUAGUGUAUAUUUACACUUUUUGGUUGGUUUAUGCGGUCAACCUAUACCUUGUACUAUAGUAAUACCCCUUUCAGGGACAGUGGUCACUACAGAGGACAACUUACAUAUUAUAUGUAUCAUUGAAAUGAUUAAUUACAUAUAGUAUAUUUUAUAUUACAGUAUUUUACUGUAAUAGUUUUCUGAGUUUAUAUAAUGUUAUUAAAAGCUACUUAAAUGACUAAAAAUGGAUGUACACGCUAAAGUAGUUUUUUGUCAUAGUGUUUAAUUCAUUACAUGUCAUUAACGGUGAUAGAUUUCCAGUUCAUUUAAACUGGGAGGACUGGCCGUGAAUGCUGAUCUUUCAAUGCCAUUGGCGGUGCUAGACAUCCAAUCUGUGUUCAUUCGCCCCUCUCAGUCAAAAGGGAUUAGAUGUCGAGCGCUGUCAAUGACACUGAAAGAUAAGCAUGAUGAGUUAAAUGAGUGCCUUGUAAGGGUAAAAAAAAAAAAAUCAUAUUUUUUAUAUGAAAGGGUUUAGUGACCUUUCUUCCCAGUGAAAGACAAGCCAAGCAGCAGAUAUACACAAAAUUGUAGUAGAAAGGAAAGUCUGAGCUUUUUCCAAGUUUUUCCACCUCACAUUUACCAAGUAAGCUUGUAUUAAAGUUGUUUAGCGGAGGAUUGAUAAACUAGAACACAAAUUACCCACCAGUUGCUGUUUCCUUGUUCAACCACAUGAUGGCAACAUGGGACUGUUGAAUAGUGAUCCAACGUCAGCCUCCUAAAAUGAAGAGAUAGCGAGAACGAAAAGUGGUAUUUGACAUGUGGCAAAAUGGCUUUUAGCAUAUGGCAUUUUUUUGGUAUAUGGCAAAAUGGCUUUUGGAAUACGGCAUUUGACAGUGGGGAUGGUGUGUUCAGGGUGAUGAGCUGUGUUGCUUUUACGCCAAACAUAUCGUUUUGCAUUGUGGCCAAAAAGUUCCAUUUUGGUUUCAUCUGACCAGAUCACCUUCUUCCACAUGUUUGGUGUGUCUCCCAGGUGGCUUGUGGCAAACUUUAAACAAGACUUUUAAUGCAGUGGUCUCAAACCGGUCCUCAAAGGGCCGCAGGGGGUACUGGAUUUCAUUCCAACCAAACGAGACAAAUACCUUUUCACCAAUCUGGUUUCUUACAAGUGUAAUCAGUUGAUUGCAAUCAGGUGCUGCUUAUGUUAGUAGAAACCUCAUUGGUUGAACUGUUUGUGCUGGAUCUGUUGGAACAAAAACCAGGACCCACUGCGCCCCUUUGUGGAGUCGGUUUGAGACCGCUGUUUUAAUGGAUAUCUUUGAGAAAUGGCUUUCUUCUUGCCACUCUUCCAUAAAGGCCAGAUUUGUGCAGUGUACGACUGAUUGUUGUCCUAUGGACACGCUCCCACCUCAGCUGUAGAUCUCUGCAGUUCAUCCAGAGUGAUCAUGGGCCUCUUGGCUGCAUCUCUGAUCAGUUUUCUCCUUGUUUGAGAAGAACGUUUGGAAGGAAGGCCGGGUCUUGGUAGAUUUGCAGUGGUCUGAUGCUCCUUCCAUUUCAAUAUG
Messenger RNA from Corythoichthys intestinalis (scribbled pipefish), 3225 nucleotides. RefSeq names its product dynein regulatory complex protein 10-like. The transcript has 5 exons. NCBI's taxonomy places the organism in Eukaryota, Metazoa, Chordata, Actinopteri, Syngnathiformes, Syngnathidae. Bases 225 to 1490 code for a protein of 421 amino acids. The record is from RefSeq and is a predicted model, not a curated record.